UCCAUUAUUGACGGUGACGGUAGUCUGCUCAUUUCUCACGGACGGUUUUCUCACGGACGCUCAAGUAUCGCGGUGCCCUUCCCGCAAGAACCUCUGUGUCAACUCGUUAAGGCCGGCCCCGCUGGGAUUUAUAUAUAGGAGAAUUUUUACGUGAUUUCCAAACAAGGAAGAGGCAGCUGCUUUAUAAUUUCAUUUGUUGAUUUUGGUUUUGGUAUUCCAAAUAUGGGCACCUCUGAAGAGUACGCUGCAUUUCAGGAGAAAGUUAAACGGACAGUUUAUAUUGACAACCUCUCACCACAGGUUACUGAACCUGUGAUGAAAAAUGCUCUGGAUCAGUUCGGUAAUGUAAAUAGUGUACAGUUCAUUCCGAACUACAUUGUGCCUGGGAAUAUCCCAAAGUGUGCGUUAGUGGAAAUGGAGAGCAAAAAACAAGCUGAUGCUGUUAUCUCUGUGAUAACAGAGUUCCCUUUCAUGAUAUCUGGGAUGCCUAGACCUGUGAGGGCAUCUGCUGCUGUGGAGAAUAUGUUUGAUGAUCGUCCCAGGAAACCUGAUAGAAAAAUACAUUGUCGUUGGCUUGAUAAUGACGAUCCUGAUUUCGAGAUAGCAAAGAAACUCAAGCAUCUUUCUCAAAUUCAUUCCAAAGAAGCUGACUUCUUGCUUAAGAAACAACUACAAGAAGAGGAGAAGCUUGCAAAGAAGCAGCAAGAAGAACUCAAAGCACAUUAUAAGAAGCACGAGUUGAUGGAUGGUAUCAUGUCUGAUGGAACUGCUAAGCGCUUGGCACGUCUUUAUAACAUCCGUCCUCCCAAUGAAGGAUAGGCUUUCAAAUUAGAAUCUUCCUCAUGUCUAACAAGUAAUGUCAGAUUGAUACUAGGUAACUGGUUUGUAGGCUCCACUAGUAUGAAGAAAACACAUUCUCACCUUUGUUAUAUGCAUACUAGGUAAUUUUUUCAGAUGAAGACAGACAGACCAGGUUACACUGAAGUCACCUGAGAAACUGUUCUAGUUCAAUUACACUCAAACUUUGGGCAUGUAAAUGCUUUUGCGCAGCAUCAGUUUUUUUGACUGGUAUUGUGUUUAAUCAUCUUCUAUUGAUAUUAGAACAAUAUUAUAGAUGCUGCCAUUGCAAUGA
This is a messenger RNA of Cannabis sativa, 1132 nucleotides long. RefSeq names its product ASI1-immunoprecipitated protein 1. The coding region runs from base 223 to 819 and encodes 198 amino acids. Gene Ontology annotation, molecular function: RNA binding. The transcript is spliced from 3 exons. The record is from RefSeq and is a predicted model, not a curated record. Lineage: Eukaryota; Viridiplantae; Streptophyta; Magnoliopsida; Rosales; Cannabaceae.